Messenger RNA from Eremomyces bilateralis CBS 781.70, 1708 nucleotides. RefSeq lists its product as uncharacterized. NCBI's taxonomy places the organism in Eukaryota, Fungi, Ascomycota, Dothideomycetes, Eremomycetales, Eremomycetaceae. The record is from RefSeq and is a predicted model, not a curated record. The coding region runs from base 163 to 1605 and encodes 480 amino acids. The transcript has 7 exons.
UGUCUAUUGCGAAAUGAAGUGUUCUUUGUUUCAGUACCGGUCUUCCAUCGUUCGAGUUCAUUUUAGCGUUGUCUUGUGGUUCUUUUCGUUUAUCAAGUCGCUUGCUACCGAAGUCUUCGUGGAGCAGCUGUCUAACUGCGUUUUGUGGUAUAAUAUUUCAAGAUGGUACAUAAACCAAAUUCCAAAAAGCUGGUCGUCUGCUGCGAUGGUACAUGGCAGAACUCUGACUCUGGCUGGAAGAAAGAUGGUAUCUUUGGCGCCGGACGCCUCCAGACUCCAACGAAUGUGACUCUGCUCCGAGAUGCCAUUAUGCCAGAGGACAAUCAAGGAGUACUACAGAUCGUGUACUACCAAAACGGGAUUGGGUCCAACGAUAACGUCUUUGACCAGGUCUGGGGUGGGCUCACUAGUGCCGGAAUCAGCGAAAACAUUCGGGAAGCCUAUGCAUUUUUGGUUGACAACUUUGUUGCGGACAACGACGACGAGAUAUACCUAGUCGGGUUUUCCAGGGGUUCAUACAUUGCACGGAGCAUUGGGGGGAUGAUAGGGAGUAUCGGGCUUCUUGAGAAGAAUGCCAUGAGAUCAUUCUAUCCAAUUUUUAAAGACUACGAGAAUGCGGGACGGGAAGGGUACAAAUUGAUGCUGCCGGAUUAUAUCAAAGGCUUCAAUGUCCACGAGAACCCUGCGAAUAUCGAGUCGUAUCUAGCGGAAUACAAGCAGAAGCUGUUGAAUAUGAAAUUGACUCGAGUGGUGAACGUCAAAGCUAUCGGAGUGUUUGAUACUGUUGGUGCCCUUGGAAUCCCUCUCCAGCCGUGGCUAUCGAAACUCGGGCUGCCAGUAUCUAUUCCUACCGAGGAGUACGCGUUCUAUGACACCGGAAUCGACCCACAUGUCGAGAACGCGUUCCAAGCCCUAGCAAUUGACGAGAGGCGUGCGGCGUUCCGACCGACCCUUUGGGAGAAGCCCGAUGGUUCAAAAACUAACCUCAAACAAUGCUGGUUUCCAGGCGCACACUCCAGCGUCGGCGGAAGCUAUGAAGACACCGCCUGCUCCACCAUCUCCCUCGCAUGGAUGAUGGAGAACUUGCGGCCAUUCCUCGACUUCCACCCCACCUACAUCUCCGACCAAGUCGCCCGGAACAAAGCCUGGUACACACAGCAACAAACCAUUGGGAAGCUCCAUCGUAACUGGGGAUGGGGCGUCGGCAUUAUUUACGAGUCGGUCCAUUUCCCAACGUCGCUCGGAGGCAGCUUGGAUCGGACGCCGAGGUUUUACCGUCGGACGGGCCCGUUGACGGGGAAGCCGCAGCGGGAGAAGUUGAGCAACACCAACGAGAGGAUGCACGCGUCCGUUAGGGGGAGGAUCAAGCUGGGCGGGCUGGAUGAGAACCAGUCGAGCGCGUAUGCCUCGCCACCAUUGGGCAAGUGGAGCAUGAAAUCGAAGAACGAGGGGGGGAAGGUUAGUUGGUAUUGGGAGUAUUCUGGGACGGAUAAAGAUGGCUUUGAGGGAGGGAAGCCGGCGGUGAUGGUGGAGGAUACGUUGAAAGGGUUUGAGCUGGAAGUCCUGGCGAUGGAUCUGGAGGCGCAGGCGGAACUUUUUUCGUGAUUGGGUCGGUCGCAUCGGAGUUUCGCAUCACCUUUUCUUAGAUCUAGUUAAUUGGCAAAGACUUUACAUGGCCAGUAUCUAAUGCACUUCAGUUUUAUAUUUG